Molecule: messenger RNA, 1038 nt
Organism: Plasmodium falciparum 3D7
Lineage: Eukaryota; Apicomplexa; Aconoidasida; Haemosporida; Plasmodiidae
Product: rifin
Exons: 2
Coding region: 1-1038 (345 amino acids)
Source: RefSeq, a predicted model, not a curated record
AUGAAACUGCACUGCUCUAAAAUAUUAUUAUUUUUCUUUCCAUUAAAUAUAUUAGUAACAUCAUAUCAUGUGUAUAGUAAAAACAAACCAUCCAUCACAUCACAUCAUACACAAACCAAUAGAUCAUUAUGUGAAUGUGACACACAAUCGACAAAUUAUAAUAAUGAUGAGGAAAUCAAAUCAGUGAAGGAAAAUUUCGAUCGACAAGCGUCGCAACGUUUUGAAGAAUACGAAGAACGUAUGAAAGAAAAACGCCAAAAAUGUAAAGAACAACGUGACAAAAGUAUACAAGAAAUUAUUGAAAAAGAUAAAAGGGAAAAAUCAUUAGCACAAAAAGUAGAAAAAGGUUGUCUUAUAUGUGGGUGUGGGCUAGGAAGUGUUGCAGGAAGUGUUGGAAUAUUUGGUACAGUUGCAGUAAAAGAGUUGACAAAAGCUGCUAUUGCUAAGGCAGUUGUAGUCGCUAAGGAAGCAGGUAUGGCUGCCGCUAAAGCUGAGGGUGCUGCGGCAGGUAAGGAAUUUGUUAUUGCAAAAUUACAAGAAAUGGGUAUAUCAACUGUAGGUGUUCAGGGAUUGCAAUCCUAUUUUGUUACAACGGAUUAUACUAAUGCCUUAACGAUUUUUCGUGCUAUAAAUAAUCAAUACAGCCCAUCGUCAUGUAUAUUUGUUUCCUCUGGCACUCGUCAGGCUUUUUGCACUUGGGUGACCGAACAAUCUAAAUCUGUAGCGAAUAUUCGAGAGAUGCUUCAAGGUAAUUCCGUUUCAUAUACCAAAGUUACAGAAAAAGCUGUAGGAACUAUCGUCACAGAUGCCAAAAAAGCUGCUGGAGAAGCUACAGAAAAGGCUAUUGAAGAAGUUAUACAAAGAAGCACUGCUGCAGCAGAAUCUACAUAUGCUGGUUGCCAGAGUGCUAUUAUUGCUUCUGUUGUUGCAAUAAUAAUUAUAGCUUUAGUUAUGAUAAUUAUAUAUUUAGUUUUACGUUAUCGUAGAAAAAAGAAAAUGAAGAAAAAAGCCGAAUACACAAAAUUAUUAAAUCAAUAA